Molecule: messenger RNA, 393 nt
Organism: Centruroides sculpturatus (bark scorpion)
Lineage: Eukaryota; Metazoa; Arthropoda; Arachnida; Scorpiones; Buthidae
Product: protein krueppel-like
Exons: 2
Coding region: 1-393 (130 amino acids)
Biological process (GO): regulation of transcription by RNA polymerase II
Cellular component (GO): nucleus
Molecular function (GO): RNA polymerase II cis-regulatory region sequence-specific DNA binding; DNA-binding transcription factor activity, RNA polymerase II-specific
Source: RefSeq, a predicted model, not a curated record
AUGGAUUCUUCAAGAAGACUUAGAAAGAAGACGGGCAGAUUUGACUGCAGAAUCUGCGGCAAAGUGUUCUCGCAGAAGAGCAACCUAAACGUUCACUUAAAGACUCAUUUCGGCGAGACCUACUCGUGCGACAUUUGCCACCGCGAAUUCGGUCUCAAGUCGACUCUAUAUAAUCACGUCAAGAUCCAUUCCGGAUUCAAACCCUACGUUUGUGACAUAUGCAGGCACAGCUUUAUACAAAAGGGAGAUUUAGUGAGGCACAUCAGAGUGCACACUGGCGAGAAACCAUACUGCUGCGACUAUUGUUUCCGCAGGUUUGCAGACAAGUCCAGUUUGACGAAACACGUAAGAAGAAUUCAUUCGGGACAAGGUAAACCGACGAUACUCGUCUGA